This is a messenger RNA of Cavenderia fasciculata, 453 nucleotides long. RefSeq lists its product as uncharacterized. The record is from RefSeq and is a predicted model, not a curated record. The transcript has 5 exons. NCBI's taxonomy places the organism in Eukaryota, Evosea, Eumycetozoa, Acytosteliales, Cavenderiaceae. The coding region runs from base 1 to 453 and encodes 150 amino acids.
AUGUCUGUCUCAGUACCAGCAGCUUUUAUUAAAAAUUUAAGAAGGACAACUCUAAAGGUAGGCAGUAACGCUCUCCAACUUUCAUCAAAAUUAACUCAACAAUACAAGAAUUUAAUAGUGAAUACAUUUAUAUGGUCAUCAAGACUAUCUAAUAGUAGAGUAAAUUAUGCCCUUUCCUCACCACAACCAAUUCCCCAGGCAUUGGGAUAUGGAUACUUCUCUCCUCAAAACCCUUUUAUUGGUAACAAUAUUACCAUGACCUUUGAAAGUCGUACAGCUGCCGAAAACAUUGUAGUUCUUUUCAAUCGUAAUGAACACAUUCCAAUAUAUAAUAUUAGAUUUCAAGGAGCUAUUUGUAGCAUUGAAAUCCAAUUAUGUAACCAUCAAGAUCUACAAUUCAGAUCUUUUAUUUCUACAACUUCAACAACUUCAACGACGAGUCCAACAACUUGA